Molecule: messenger RNA, 2309 nt
Organism: Erinaceus europaeus (western European hedgehog)
Lineage: Eukaryota; Metazoa; Chordata; Mammalia; Eulipotyphla; Erinaceidae
Gene: PTTG1IP
Product: PTTG1 interacting protein
Exons: 6
Coding region: 124-639 (171 amino acids)
Biological process (GO): protein import into nucleus
Cellular component (GO): nucleus; cytoplasm
Source: RefSeq, a predicted model, not a curated record
CCGCGCGAGCGCAGUCGGCGGCUGUUCGCUUCCGGCGCCCGGGGCGGAGGCUCGGCGUGGGUGUCGGCGGACGGACGGACGGACCGGCUGACCGCGGAGGCUGACCGGCGGGCCCUGGCCACCAUGGCGUCCGGCGGCGCUCUGUGCCGGCCCCUCGGGGGCGUCGCGCUGCUCCUGCUGCUGCUCCCGAUGGCCGCGGGGCAGGAGUGCGCCCAGUUCACCAACCGCACCUGCCAGGACUGCCUGAGGAACGUCUCGUGUCUGUGGUGCAACACGGACAGCAGGUGCCUGGACUACCCCGUGUCCACGAUUCUGCCGCCUGCCGGCCUGUGCCGCCUGAGCUCCGCGCGCUGGGGCGUGUGCUGGGUGAACUUCGAGGCGCUGAUCAUCGCCAUGUCGGUGGUGGGGGGCUCCCUUCUCCUGGCGGUCGCCCUGUGCUGCUGUUACUGCUGCUACUGCCGCAGGCGGGACCCGCGGGCGUCGGACCGCAGCGAGGAGAAGGCCGUGCGCGAGCGAGAGGAGCGGCGCCGGAGGCAGGAGGAGAGGCGAGCGGAGAUGAAGUCGAGACAUGACGAGAUCAGGAAGAAGUACGGUCUGUUCAAGGAGGAGAACCCCUAUGCCAGAUUCGAGAACAACUAGCCGCUCCGUGGCACCCACUGUGCAGCCCGCCUGCCACCCUGCCCAGCCGGCGCCAGCUCAGCCCCACCCACAGCCUGCCGUCCGCUCUGUCUGUAGCCGCUUGAACCCAGAGCCGUGGCUCUCUGUCUUCUGUGGGGCCUGGGCUGCGUGGCUGCUGUUCUCAUGGGGGAGCCCUGGGUCCCCCUCUGCCGCCUGUCCCUUGGUCCUGGGGAGGUGACCGGUCCUCCCCAGUGUCUCCCAGACUCGUGAGAGGUCUGUGUCCCCAGCUGUCUGUUGGGGAGGGGUUGCUGGCCUGCCCCAAGGCCUUGUCCCGGGAAGCCCCCAUGCUGCGUCUGCUGUCACUGUCCUGGCCUCCCCAGGCCCGCAGGCGAUGGUCAGGGCUCUGCGGUCAGCGUGUGCACACGGCACGGUGUCCCCUGCAGUGGGGGUGGCGGCUGGGUGGUCCUGUCCAGUGGUCAGGCAGGACCAGGCCAGUGACAACACAAGGCUUAGAGUGCACGGGGUCAGGGGGUCAGGCCUCACACUGCACCCCAGAGCACCCACACAGCUCAUGACAAAGUCUCACGUGCGGACCAGGGCACACGGGGACACCUACCCCACUCACGUGGAGAUCAGCUCGCUCACUGCAGGUGGGGCUCACACUCAGAGCUGGGCAGAGCAGCCCACGGGGACCAGCCCACAGGGACCAGCCCCACACGGGGACCAGCCCCAAACGGGGACCAGCCCACAGGGAACAGCCCCACACAGGGACCAGCCCCACACAGGGACCAGCCCCACAUGGGGACCAGCCCCACACGGGGACCAGCCCCACACGGGGACCAGCCCAGAGGGACCAGCCCCACACAGGGACCAGCCUACAGGGACCAGCCCCACACAGGGACCAGCCCACAGGGACCAGCCCCACACAGGGACUAGCCCACAAGGAACAGCCCACGGGGACCAGCCCAUAGGGAACAGCCCCACACAGGGACCAGCCCCACACGGGGACCAGCCCCACACAGGGACCAGCCCCACAGGGACCAGCCCACAGGGAACAGCCCCACAUGGGGACCAGCCCACAGGGAACAGCCCCACGUGAGGACCAGCCCCACACGGGGACCAGCCCACAGGGACCAGCCCCACACGGGGACCAGCCCACAGGAACCAGCCCCACACGGGGACCAGCCCACAGGGAACAGCCCCAAGGGACCAGCCCACGGGGACCAGCCCCACAGGGAACAGCCCCACACGGCGACCAGCCCCACACGGCGACCAGCCCCACACGGCGACCAGCCCCACACGGAGACCAGCACACUCACUACAGGAGGGGCUCACUUGAGGGCAGAGCAGCUCACUGGCCCAGCUCUUGGCCGAGUCCACUACACCCCCACCCCUCGCUGCACUAAUCCUUGGCCCUGAGAAUCCCUGUGUCACUUAGUUAACUGGAUGGUCUCCUAGUGUUUUGGACGUCUGGCAGCAGGGUAGUCUUGCCAGAGCAGUUGGGACAUUUCUGGCACCUACGUGGCCCGCACUGCCCCCCCAUGGCUGGUGCCUGGGCCUGGCCGACUCUCAGGCUGCUGCCAGUCUUGGGGCACAGUCUCUGGUGUCAGUGCCACUUCGUGACCUGGGGACAAGAGUGCCAGCCUCACGUGCCUUCAUCCUGGUGUCUUCUAAUAAAUGGUUGAUGCUUA